GACAAACCUGGAGCUUUGUAUUGCAACUAUUUCCGUAGGCGGAACCAUGAAAUAAACGAAACCGAAACCAUAAAACUUCAGUAUAUAGCACUGCUACCAAGCUAUCCGCUCUCUGACAGAACAGUCAAAUCUAUUCAGCAGAACAGGGCACGAGGAAUAACUCCGCAGGUGAGCCAUCUGCACAGUUUCCCUUGUCUUGAGCACUUUGUCUACAUUCAUAUUUCUGUGACAGCUCCAGAGAUGAGUCUGGAAUUUGUGAAGCGUGAUCUAGACCAGCUGCAGAUUCUGAUCAAGAGCAGCAUCCUUUUCUUUGAACAGUCUCUGGAAUAUGCAGCAGAUUUGUGCGGAAGAGAAGAACUCAGCAAGGACCAGGCCAAUGGUUAUCUUGCAGAGAUUUUGCACAGCAUUCUUUUCAUUGGAUACAUAAACAUUCCAUCCAUUGGGCCACAACAACUUCUACCUGAAAAUGCGGUUGGAUCGCUGAUGAACUCAUUUCCUGAUGUAUUUGAGAAGUACACAAGCCACCUGCCCUUAAGGACCCCUUACUCCAUUCUUCUGGACAUGGUUGUCCAGACUACAGGAGACCAAGCCAUGGAUCUACCCAAAAAUCUGUUGGCCCUGAAUGAAAAAAUGCAUGUUCCACGAAAUGGUAAGAAGAUGUGUGGAAAUGAUUUCUGCUUAGCAUCUAGUGUUGUUAGCUAUUGCUACUUUGAAAAAGGAAACAAGAAAUCCAAGAAGUACUUUGGUGCAUCUGUGGCUUGCACAGGGAAAGCAAAGCGGGAUUUCUUCAUCAACCUGUCCUGUGUUAAAACGUGGAAUCGAAAGGUAGCAUUGGGCGUGUGUUUGGCUGCUAAAGGCAGGAAGUCCAUAAUGCUUCCGAAGGCCGUGUAUUCUGCGGCAUUUACGAUGCUCAACGACCAAAGAGACGAAGACCACGAAGGGAAUUCUGACCACAUUGGCCGUGGGUCACGUCAGAGAUACGCUCAGAGGCGUGCCUGUGAGAAAUGUUGGGGGAUAUUUCCAGAGGUAGUGUUCUUACCACCAGAGCGGGAUGAAGAAAGGGCCAGCUGGAAGCACGGGAAUUGUGCAGAAUGUGAGGCCAUGAGCAAUCUUCUAAACGGCGAGGUCACUGUCGAUGAGGGAGUAAAAUUGGGUGAGGAUCUUUUAUCAACAGCUGCUGCAAACGAGAAGCUUAAGCCCUUACUCAAGCGAAGAAUCAACAACCUGAAAAGCACGUUGAAAAAUCGGAUCGAGACAGCAGAAUUUCAAUUUUUUUUGCCAUAGUUUACUGAUGAAGAUGGGCCUACCUAUGUAUCAUCACCUACAUUUAAAAUAUAUUGUAAGCGACUUUAAUAACUAUCAUUAGAAAUGGCAAUCAUCAAUUAAAUCUGCAAAUUUGUUGGAUCGGUCAGUUGAACAGUAACCCGGUAGAAUCAACUAACAAAUCAAAACAAGCUCCAAAAAAAAAAAAAAAAAAACCUUGGACAGUGGCUGCAAUGUUAUUAAGUAGGCUAGGAAAAAAUGAGUUAAGUUGCAAUUAUACUACAAUUUAACUGCAGAUCCAACAAUUUUAUUUUUUUUAGUUAAUCCAAUGAUUUGUUUUUAAUAAUAUUUUGUACAACCACUAGUCAACAUUUUUUUGGAUAUGUAGUAGAGUUCUAUAUCUAGUGUUGGUGCGUACGGUUUCCAGUACCAUAUUUCUAAAAUCAAGUACACUUGUUGGCUAGCAUAAAACUUUUACUUUUAUGUGUUGGCAUAAAAGUAAAAUCGUUAGACCAGCAUCAUGUCUGGACAAUGAAAAAUCUGAUACCUAAUAGUGAUACCUAAACUGGAGCACAUCGUGUCACCACCACAAUUGCCCUGCGCCAAUUACAUUGGCAAAGUUUGUUACUAGCAUGUAAAAAUAUAAGACAAAUAGUAUAGAAAAUCAUUAGCGAUAUUGCCUGGCUAAAAUGGAGCCGACUUACCAUCUCACUACAACUGCUCUGUGCCAUAUAAAAAAUGCAAGUUAUCGUAUUGCUGUCAUUGGACAUACCAAAAAAUUUUGAGUGCAUAAUCUUGAAUAGAUACGCUUAAUGUGACAAAGUUCUGAACACCAGCAGACUGGCCACAUUUCACGUCAAUCAAGUAUACCUGAAAGGACCCGAGGGGUGAAAGCGGGAAGAAAUUGAGUUUUAACUGAUGCAUUUUAAAAAAAUGAUCUACUAGCAUGGCCUCUGCGAUCAACUGGUCGAUCGCGAUUGACGUAUUGGGCACCCCUGAUAUAGAUUAGUAUUUUAUUAAAUGAAAAACAGUCAAUUAGAAUAAUGAACUUCAAAUAAUGGAGCAUCGCGUAGUUCUGGCAGGUCACGAGAGUCAAGCGCUCCGGCCGAAUCAGCUGAUGGCUCAGCUGAGUGAUGUUCGCCUAUCACAGUACAUUCACUAACAGGGCGGUCUACUUAAACAGCCUCCCUCUACUCAUUCGGCUGCUCCUCCUGCAUGCAAGCGUUGCGCGUUGCUUCGUAAAUCCCCUCCACCACCCCAGCUCCAUCCCCAUGCGUCAAGAAUUUGCAUUCUCCAUUCCUAUGUGUUAAGAAGUUGUAUUGCUCCAUCCUUAUGUGUUAAGAAAUUGCAUUUGCUCCAUUUAUAUGUGUUAAAAACUGCUUUGCUGCUGGAUCUGUUCUGUGUGUACCCGUCUAGGGGGGGUUUGGCUGCUGGCCUCCCGGCCUUAUCCACGCGGGCUGCGUGGUUGGCAGGAGAGCUCCAGAACAGAGCCAUACCGCCAAACAUAACUGUAUUGCCUUUAUUGUCAAUAAAGUUCUACUUGUUGACAGUGGUCCUGACAGAAAUACAUUUAUUAAUGAAUGUAAGGUCACUACUUAUAAUUUACAAAACAGAAGACAUUACACCAGAUGUUGAUUUGAAACUACCAGUAAAGAGAGAGAGACCAAUAAGCCUGACCUUGCCAGAACAUUACCUUUUUCAAAGACACACAACCAAGGAAUUGUUACAAAAAAAGGGAAAACUCUCCUUCAUGACUUUUUUUAGUAACAAUGUAAUAUUGUAUGGACCACAAGCAAGUUUGCCUUAUCCAAUUACUGUACAAUCCUCAUUGUUCAAAGGACAAAGGACACAAAGGGUAAUUCUUCAGCUUUGUAACAGGGUUCAUGUUAUUGACUGCUAGAUAUAAAGACCUGAUUACUUGUUGUCCCACCUCUUUAAGUGUGUUACAAUGUGAUGGCUGCAUGCAAAUUUUCACUGUUCAAUUGGUUUUGUUGAUACACAAAAGUGUGAUGCAUUGAAUUUUCAAAUUAUUUGUAAUUGAUUUCAGAUUGUUUUCUUUUCAAAGAAAAAAAAAAGUGUUUUAUUUAAAUCUUUAAAGUGAUUAAAUAUGCACAUAUGA
Molecule: messenger RNA, 3382 nt
Organism: Anguilla rostrata (American eel)
Lineage: Eukaryota; Metazoa; Chordata; Actinopteri; Anguilliformes; Anguillidae
Exons: 5
Coding region: 241-1284 (347 amino acids)
Source: RefSeq, a predicted model, not a curated record